Molecule: messenger RNA, 1251 nt
Organism: Cryptomeria japonica (Japanese cedar)
Lineage: Eukaryota; Viridiplantae; Streptophyta; Pinopsida; Cupressales; Cupressaceae
Exons: 3
Coding region: 1-1251 (416 amino acids)
Biological process (GO): DNA integration
Molecular function (GO): nucleic acid binding
Source: RefSeq, a predicted model, not a curated record
AUGCAACUACACUCAGGAAAAGACUUGAGGGUUCCUCAUUCGCUUGUCAUCACUAAACUUUCCUCAAAAGAAGAAGAGCAACUAGAAAAUGUUCAUUCUCAAGCCACCAAGUCUACUCCAGUAAGACAGCCUGAGCCAACACAAAUAGUUGAUGAAGAACCUCCAUUUCCUCAAAGACAAGCAAUAAAAGAACCUGAAACAAUGUCAGCCUUUGAUUUUCUAGAUCAGCUUAAGCAUGUUUGUGUUAAAAUACCCUUGUUCCAGGAAAUCAAGGAUGUACCCAUCUAUAGUAAAGCCAUAAGAUCGAUGUUCCUGAAGAAACCAGGAAGGAAAAGGAAAUAUCCCCAAACUGUUCAUGUAAUGGGUCAAUUAGCAGAUAUCAUGUUGGGGAAAGCAGUAGUUACUAAGUAUUCUGACCCUGGCAGUCCAGUAGUAGAACUAACCAUUAAUGGGUUAGCUGAUAGUUUAACAGUUACACCAGAUAGAGUUGUCGAAGACCUUAUUGUUACCUUGGAUUCUUGGGAAUAUCCAACUAAUUUCAUGAUUCUAUCACCUAAAGCUACUCUGGGAGAAUACCCUGUUAUAUUGGGUAGGCCAUGGAUAGCUAUUGCAGAUGCCUAUAUAGGUUGUAGGUUUGGAGAUAUGACCAUUUCAAAUGGUAACACCACUAAGAAGCUAAUUCUUUUUCCACCAGCUAAGCCCCAUGAAGAAGAUGAUACUCCAGUUUGGCCUGAUUUAGGUGAUGAGGUUGAGGAGGUCAAUUCUCUUAAAACACUUAUUAUGAUUGGUAGAAGUUCUAUUUUGAAAUUGCAAGAUGAUAAUGAAAUCUUAUCCCAAAUUAUCCAGAAUAAUUAUGAGUUGGGAACUGAAACAAAGAAUUAUCUUUCAUGUUCCUUGCAAAUGUAUGGAGUUCCUCGGGAGUUGGUCACUAAUCAGGGUCCCCAGUUCACUUCCACUUUAAUAUCAACAUUGGUGAAUGAGUACAACAUUAGACAUAAGAAGUCUAUUCCAUACCAUCUACAAGCCAACGACCAAGCAGAAGUCACAAAUAGAGAAAUUGAGGCAAUUCUUACCGGAACUGUGGCUCUUCAUAAGAAGGAUUGGGCAACUCGAUUACCUAAAGCAGUUUGGACCUACAGAAUCACAUGGAAGACAACAACUGGUUUUACACCAUUUGAGAUUCUUUAUGGAAAAACAACAAUUCUUCCUAUAGAAUUUGAGCUAAGACUAUAUGGACGAACCUUGAUCUAA